Aspergillus candidus is the source of this 3228-nucleotide messenger RNA. RefSeq names its product putative C6 transcription factor. The record is from RefSeq and is a predicted model, not a curated record. Bases 477 to 2975 code for a protein of 832 amino acids. The transcript is spliced from 4 exons. NCBI's taxonomy places the organism in Eukaryota, Fungi, Ascomycota, Eurotiomycetes, Eurotiales, Aspergillaceae. Gene Ontology annotation, biological process: positive regulation of transcription by RNA polymerase II; DNA-templated transcription. Gene Ontology annotation, molecular function: sequence-specific DNA binding; DNA-binding transcription factor activity, RNA polymerase II-specific; zinc ion binding.
CUCAACCAUUUCUUGUCUUCUUUGAGUAAACGGACUCUUCGGAACCGUUGCACUGGUUGAAUAUGGCUUAGUCUGUUGGCUUCCUUCGAUCGGUCAGCCUCUUACUAUAUUGGUCCUCCACCUCCUCAGGCUCCGGGUGUAAUUAAUUAAUCCUUUCGCAACCCCCUUGGCAUGACUUCUUGAUGAAUAUGCCGGUCGACUCUAUCUCUUCGCUCCAUGCUCUUUCGAUCUUCGAACCAAAUCGCGUGAGAGUAUUCCGUCGGAUCCUAUUCGAGUCACCGGCCACGGCGUUCGCCAGCUAUUGUAUACCCGCUGAACUUUGAAAAAUAUUGUGGCCUCGAAAUCCCUCUUUUUCAUCAUCUUUGACCUCUCUCGUCCUCGUCAAUCGGUGGUAGAGUGGAGAGUGGGAGUGGGAGUGAGAGUGAGAGUGAGUGUGAGAGUGAAACACUGCCUCCGUCCAGCGAUCCGAUACCGUCAUGGCAACUCUACCCAACUCGUUCAGGACCCGGCCAGAAUUCACCAAUCCCUGGAACAGACCCCCAUCCAAGUCGUCGCAACUGUCGGACCAAUCGUCUGAUGGCCGCAUUGCACACACAUUAACGGCUUGUACCCGGUGCCGACAGCGUAAAUCUAGAUGUGAUCCCGGAAUACCAAAAUGCGCCCCGUGCCAGCGCAGCAAUACAAAGUGUGUCUAUUACGACUCGGCGCGAAAAUGUACCAUCCCGCGAACCUACAUCAGCACCCUCCGCGACAAGGCUCGCGCCAUGGAAAGGGAACUGGUGACGCUUGAGAAGGACUUUGAACAUGCAGCGGAUGCUGAAUUGAUGGUGCGCGGAGCCGGUCGCAUUCGGUUCAAAGAACACGACGAGUCGCGCUACUUAGGCCCGUCGAGUGGGAUCGCCAUCACGCGCCUGGUCAUGGAGAUGGCCAAGCACAACACGGACUCAAAAAGCAUUAAAGAUGUCGUGCCGGAAUUUACCGCCCAGGAGAUUAAGGACCGUUUUAUCUUGGAGAGCUCCAAGCCCACAUCCAAAAUCUUUCCCAUCAUAAGCUCUACCCCGCAGCAGAACCUGCCUCCCAGAGCGAUCACGUACCGACUCGUCGAUGUAUACAUGGUCAAAGCCCAAGCAAUGCUUCCCACGCUGCAUGAACCUACGUUCCGCCAAGAAGUCGAAGAUGUAUUCAAUGGUUCGAAAGACCCGUGCAAAAACUUUCAGCUCCGCAUGGUGAUUGCCAUUAGCAUGCAGAAGAUGAGCCCCGACUUUGCCGGGCUGGCGGAUGGUUAUUACCUGGCCGCGCUGCCUUUUCUAGAAGCUUCCCUUCAACGAAUGGACCUGAGGUCAUUGCAAUGUCUGAUCAUGAUCGCGCAAUACUCCUUGUUGACACCUACGCGGACGGCCGCAUACUGGGUCGUUGGAAUAGCAGUCAGACUGAGCCAGGAAUUGGGACUGAUGACCGAGUCGACCGUAGUGCGCUCACCCAGCGGGGCGCCAUUGAAUCCCUUGGAGAUUGAUAUGCGCCGGAGGCUAUUUUGGAUCGUCCUCUCGAUGGAAUAUGGUCUUUCCCAUAGCCUCGGACGUCCCAGCUCCUUUUCGGUCCAUCAUGACUUUAUCGAUGUCAAAUUCUUCGAGAUGGUCGAUGACAAGUACAUCACCGCGGAGGGGAUCAUCCCUGGAGGGGUGCCAAUCCUGCCCAAGUGUAUCGCCAUCCACUUCUUCAAAAUGCGCCUCCUCCAAUCCGAGAUUCGGCGGACCCUCUAUCUCAACAAGCGCGAGACGCCACUUGAUGAUCAAGACCCGUGGUUCUCCCAGAUGCUCUGUAAGCUCGACUACUGGGUGGCCUCGUGUCCGAAGAAAGAUGGCGGCAGUGGACUCAGUGCCACAUGGUUUCAUGGUCGACGGAAUACGAUGAUCGUCUUCAUGUUUCGACCGUCGCCCCAGGUCCCCGAACCGUCGGUCAGCGCUGCAGAAAAAUGCUAUGAAGCGUCCGUCUUCAAUGUCAAAAUGCAGCGCGAACAGCUCCAGACGCAGUCGGUGGAUUUGACCUGGAUUUUCACCCAGUCGCUCUUCAUGGCUCUGAACACGAUCCUCUGGUCCCUAUCAUACCCCGAUAUCCGGCGGGAGCACCCGAUCGAGGAAGUGAUGGGCCACUUGGAAGUGGCCAUGGAAGCGAUUGCCCUCGCAUCGAGACGGUGGCCCGGCGUCGAAUCGGCCUUGAUUCUUUAUCAGAGCCUCGUGACUGCGUGCUUGAAAGCCUACAAUACCGACGAGUCCUUCGUGGUGUCGUCACCGGCGAACCAAGGGACUCCCGCCUCCUCGCAGGAUGUCACCAGUCCUCCGUCCACGACGAGCCCCGCGAGCACCACCGCGUCCUUCCACUCCCAGAACGUUCGGGGCGCCAGUUCCUCGGUCACUGACAGCGCAUCGGUCCACGCCUUCUCCCGGGGGCCUUCGACUGACCCUCCCCCUUCCCACUCACAGCCAUCGUCCCAGACUUCUCCCUUAUCAAGCGUGGCCAUUGAGCCCAUCAAAGCAACCGACUUCGCCCUAUGGGGUCCCCACUCGCACACGCAGUCGUCACCUUCGUCGAACGCGACGCCCACCCCAUUCACCACGGCCCCAUACAAGAAGCCCCAGACGACCUGUGCCGAUCUGCCCUUCGACGCCGCAACGCCAUACAAUCCCUUUCCGUCCGUCUUGCCAGGGGUUUCGGGCUGGGACCCCAAUGCAUCGAUCGCCUCCACCACCUCGGAGACUCUGGCAUAUAUCAAUGCCGCUUUCAAUCCGUUAGACUGGAUGGACACAAUGGAUGACCAGUACUCCCAAUACCUCAACGGCGCUUAUCCGACCUCCUCCUGGCGGGAACGGACCCUGAGCCAGCAAGAUCAGAUCGAGCUAAUGGCGUCCCUAGCGGAUAACAUUCCGGAUGUUUCGUCCCAACUCGUGCAGGACUCGGCCACUUUCUACCAGUCGUGAUGCAUGUGUUUUUCCUACUCUUCUUGUCGUAUUACUUGCUUUUCUUUCCCCCCUCCUUUUUUUCCAAACCCAUCUUUACUCUAUCACUGUAUUUUCUUGGUUUCUCGACUGGUCCCUUAUAGUCAAUGCGUGCACCGCGACGCCUUGGGGGGCCAUGAUCGCGUUUAUUUUUUCUCUCUCUGGAAAUGUAAAUAUACCCAUGGGCUAUAUGAUUAUGGGGUGUGUUUGUUUAUGAGUUGUGACAGCUUGGCGU